Messenger RNA from Aegilops tauschii subsp. strangulata, 2138 nucleotides. Its product is annotated as CDP-diacylglycerol--serine O-phosphatidyltransferase 1. Gene Ontology annotation, molecular function: L-serine-phosphatidylethanolamine phosphatidyltransferase activity. The record is from RefSeq and is a predicted model, not a curated record. Gene Ontology annotation, biological process: phosphatidylserine biosynthetic process. NCBI's taxonomy places the organism in Eukaryota, Viridiplantae, Streptophyta, Magnoliopsida, Poales, Poaceae.
CAUAGAGAUAGAGUAGUGCCUCUGUUUCUUCUGAAUUUGUUUCCUCGCUCAGCCAAUCGCGUCCCUCUCCCGAGUUCCAAGGCGUUCCUUCUUCUUCUUCUUGUUCCUCCCCUCCCCUCCUCUGUUUUGGUAUUGAAGCCGCCCUCUGGUUGCAGGCAGCAGAGGGCAGACCGCCCCCUUUUUGUUAUCCUGAAACAACCAGAGCCACACAAAGGCCUGGGCAUUGCUGCUGGCUUCAGAGAACGUGCUCAUGCCGAAUUUAGUUUUUUUUCCUUCUCGUUUCAAGUGCUUAUUUCCAGAUGUGCUCUGCUCAAUCAUCACAUUUCUUGAUGCCAGAUACUAGUAGCUGCUGGCACAUUAUUCAGUUGCUAAUUAUUUGUCUCACCGGUUGCUGUGCGUCUUUUAGCAGCCCAGUACUGAUUUGUAGGAAGAGUGGCAUCACUUUGUUUGUUGAUCUUGAGGGUCAGUAAGACCAUGUAUUGAUUGAUCCUGUAUGCUGCCAUGGACACUUUGCAGGUGGUAAUUUUUGUCAAGGUUGUUGUUACCAUGGAGGUCAACGGUCGUCACAAGCCUACAAGAGAGUAUAUCGACAGAGGGUGCAAUGGUGUAAAAUCGCCCAAUAAUUUCGGCGAAGUUGAUCCCUGGACCGCGUGGGCGUACAGACCACGGACCAUCUCGUUGUUACUCAUGGGAACCUGCUUUUUAAUUUGGGCAAGUGGUGCUCUUAAUCCAGAAGGAAGCUUCUCUGCUGACCGUGUCUCAUCUGUAAAAAGGGGUGUCUUUGCGAUGAUUGCUGUUUUCUUGGCUUAUUCUUUUCUUCAGGCACCUUCAACUGUGCUCAUCAGACCACAUCCUGCAAUUUGGCGGCUGGUCCAUGGGAUGGCAGUUGUUUACCUUGUGGCCCUCACAUUUUUGCUUUUCCAGACUCGUGAUGAUGCUAGGCAGUUCAUGAAGUACCUUCACCCUGACCUUGGUGUUGAAUUACCUGAAAGAUCCUAUGGAACCGACUGCCGUAUAUAUGUACCUGAUCAUCCGAAAAGCAGGUUUAACAAUGUUUAUGACAUCCUUUUUGACGAGUUUGUUAUUGCCCAUAUCCUUGGAUGGUGGGGAAAGGCUAUAAUGAUACGAAACCAACCACUUCUAUGGGUGUUAUCAAUUGGCUUUGAGUUAAUGGAGCUAACUUUUCGACAUAUGUUGCCAAAUUUUAACGAAUGCUGGUGGGAUAGCAUUGUUCUAGACAUAUUGAUCUGCAAUUGGUUUGGUAUCUGGGCUGGUAUGAAGACUGUGAGAUAUUUUGAUGGGAGGACAUAUGAAUGGGUUGGCUUGAGUCGCCAGCCCAAUAUUAUGAGUAAGGUGAAAAGGACACUAGGUCAGUUCACACCAGCACAGUGGGACAAGGAUGAGUGGUACCCUCUGCUCGGCCCUUGGAGAUUCAUCCAAGUGCUAAGCCUGUGCGUAAUUUUCAUGACCAUCGAACUUAACACAUUCUUUCUUAAGUUCUGCCUCUGGAUUCCUCCCCGGAAUCCCUUGAUUGUCUACCGACUGGUCCUUUGGUGGUUGAUUGCGAUACCAACCAUCCGCGAAUACAACACCUAUUUGCAGGACAGGAACUCUGUGAAGAAGGUGGGGUCUUUCUGUUGGCUUUCGCUGGCUAUAUGCAUCAUAGAGCUUCUGAUCUGCAUCAAGUUUGGCCAUGGUCUCUUCCCGAAGUCGAUGCCGUCGUGGCUGAUCAUAUUCUGGACGACGGUGGCCACGCUUCUCACGAUGUUCCUUUUUGUGUGGACAUGGAAAAUUUACCGAACAAUGAUUAGAAAAAGGUUGUGAUUGCAACCAAAGCCAUUGUUUUCUCUGGCCCACACCAUUCUUUUCUCCUCCGAUUCAAUAUUGCCGUGUAAAUAUCCAUUCAAAUUGUGUACAUGUAGCAGUAGGCCAUUAAUCGGUGACCACGAGAAGGUCAGCGUUAGAAAUUUCUUGUUGAUCCACCAGCAGAAUAAGCCCCCCCCCCCCCCCCCCCCUCCUUGCAUUCAUUUCAUGUACCCUGUCAAUCAACUCUGAAACUCUGAAAUUCAUUUGGUCCGACCUACUUCGAUUUAAUGAAAGUAAUGAAAUAAGGUUAUUCUGUCCUAUAAGUUCUCUGA